UAAGCUGGAAGGCUGUACAUGAGAUCAAAACUAAACUUUCAGGUAGUUUUUUUUCCCCAUUUUCUAACCUCGCCUAUGAAACCAGUGCUGUCAAACUGGUUGAGUGUCCGCUGGGUGCCGCCUGUGUGUGAAAUCCGGAAGAGUUCAUUGAGGAAUCUUUCUGGAGUUGCUGGGAACAGAGAGACGGACCACAAGCGGAACACCGAGGCAGAAAGGGGGUGAAACAUGUUAAAUUAAACGAAAUGGUUUAGUAGAUGUUUACAGAAACAACUCUUGUUUUCACUUAAUCGCGUCACUCGAAAGAAGAAAACAACUGAGAUGCCCGGAAAACAAAAACUUCAUGGAUUCUUCCUACUUUUUUCGGGACUUUAUGCCUCCUUGUUCGGUGAAAAACUCGGUGAUGGUUGUGGUUACUCGGUUCUUGGUCCAGAAAGUGGGGUCCUCACUUCAAGGAACUACCCAGGAACAUACCCCAACCACACAUGGUGUGAGUGGAAGAUUCAAGUACCAGAGGGCAAGAGUAUCAUCCUGAAGUUUGGCGACCUGGAUAUUGAGGCACAGCAGUGCGAUUCUGACUUUGUAAAAAUCUUCAAAGGCUCACAGGGGUAUGGAAAUGAUCAAGUUUAUGGGACGUACUGUGGAAGCCUGGAUGGUGUCACAAGAGAGGUCCACGUGGACUCCAGCAAGAUUGCGGUUCAGUUUCAAAGCAGGAGUCACAUAUCAGGCCGAGGUUUCCUUCUCUCUUAUGCAGCAAGUGAUCGCAAAGAUCUCCUUACAUGCUUAGACAAAGGAAGCCAUUUUUCAGCUUCAAAGUACAGAAAAUACUGUCCUGCAGGUUGCAAAGGAAUAGCGGGUGAUGUUUCAGGGGACGUUUCACAGGGAUAUCGACAUACAUCUGUCCUUUGUAAAGCAGCUGUCCAUGCGGGAGUCAUACUAGAUGAGCUGGGAGGCCAGAUAUCAGUCGAGGAGCAUAAAGGUCUAAGUCACUAUGAUGGCAUCAGGGCCAAUGGAAUUCAGUCUAAAGUUGGGUCUCUGUCUGAUACACGUUUCAUGUUUGUUGCAAAAGACUGCAAAACACAAACUCAUUUGAGACCAGAAUCUGUCACAGCCAGUUCCAGCUGGCAGGGGAGCAGUGAAACAAAGAAACCAUCUGACUGGUCUCCACACAACAUAAGCUUUGAUGAGAAGGGACGUUUCUGGGCAGCUGAUCAUAACAACAGUCGCCAAUGGCUGGUUAUUGACCUGGGAGAGAAAAAGAAAAUCACAGGAAUAAUAACCGCAGGAUCUACAGUUUCCGAUCUCGACUUUUAUGUUCAAAGUUACACAGUUGAGCACAAAGAAAAAAAUAAGUGGAAGACCUACACACGGAACAGCAGCUCUGAAGAUAUGGUAUUUGAAGGAAACCUGGACUACUGGUACCAGUCGCGCAAUAAUUUCCUCCCCCCUAUAGUGGCACGCUUCAUCCGCAUUGUUCCUCAGACGUGGCACCAGAGGAUAGCCAUGAAGAUCCAGUUGCUUGGGUGCCAGUACAUACGAGCAAACAAUUCAACUGAGCUGAAACCAGAUCAUGUAAAGCCGAAUUCAAAGUCUGUAGGGGAGGAUGAAAUCACAGAACCAGUUGCCUCACAACCUGACCUCGUGAAACUGGCCGUAAUUAUUGUCCCGACUCUUGCGAUAUUGGUUUUACUGGUUGUUGGAAUUUAUGUUUGCAAGAUGGUGCAGAAAAAGAAGACAACAGAAAACACAUACGGUUCAUCUGAUGCUCAGAAAUCAGGUUGCUGGAAACAGAUAAAACAGCCAUUUGCAAGGCACCAGUCUACAGAGUUCACCUUCAGCUACAGCUCUGAGAAAGACCCAAUGCAGAAAUUGGACCUGGUCACCAGUAGCAUGGCGGAUUACCACCAGCCCCUUAUGAUUGGAACAGGGACAGUGACAAGGAAAGGCUCUACAUUCAAGCCUAUCGACACAGAUGCCAAGGAGGAGUUACAAGAAGCUGGGACACACUAUGACUACCUGCACACAGCCAAUCCGUAUGCACUGCCCCUGACAAAUCAGGAACCGGAAUACGCCACUCCUAUAAUAGAAAGACACAACUUAAGGAAGGAAGGCUUCACACAAGAAGUGGGCUACAAUGUGCCAGCUUUGAAUAAGAAUCAUUCCUUCAAGACAAAUGAUUGCAGUACUUACAGGAAAGAAGACAGCUUAGCUGGAGACUACCAGACACCACAGAUCAGAGCAGAAAGACUGCAAAAUGGAAAAGGACUGUAUGACAAACCGAAACAGAAUGUUGCUGGAACAGACUAUCAGAGACCACAAGUAACGUCCUCCAUGACUGAAAACUACUCAAUACCAAGAGACUGCUUGAAACUGGCAAGAGCCCUACCACCGUGAGCUGACCCUGGACAAUGUCACCUGGCUGGUCUCCUGCGUUAUUUAUUUGUUGAACUGUAAACUAAAUCUUUAUAAAAACAUUUAUAAAAACUCCUCAAAUAAUUUAUUGACUCCUUCUGAAAUUAAAAUGAAAAUGCAUUUGAAUCGGUCUGUUUGCUGUCUGAAAUGUGAUUCAGCUUUGGGGCAAAAAUAGUUUCUAAGGUGUCUGCACUGGAAGCAUGAUUUUCUUUCUGCAUCUCAUAAGCUGUACUGUAUACUUCAUUCUUGUUUGCUCUUUGCAUAAUCUUGACAUUAGCUCAGUAGUUACCAUAUAUCUUUGAUUGAUAAUGUGAAGACAUUUUGAAGUGCGCAGGGCAUAAUGGAGUUAUGUUAUGUAUGGAGUUACAGUUUCUUAAUCAUUAUAUGAUUAAGAUCUCUGUUCUUUUAAAUUGUCUUUUGAGCACAACACUGGACAGACAUAAUUGGCCAGUUUUGACUUUGAAAACUUAUGUAAAUGUAAGACUUUUAAAACUUAAAAAACAACUUUCUUGUCUAUUUUAAAAUAAGGAUUUAUGUUUUUAUGCCAACCAACUAACAGAGAGCGAAUUGUUGCAGAAGGGUGUGUGGAUUCUCUGGAAAAAAACAACAUCAUGAUGCAGUUAUAUAAAAGUAAAAGGGUUCCCAUGUUUUCUGUUCUGCUUGUUUAGGUAUGCCUGCUUCGGUAAUAAUAUUAACUAGCUGAGGAGAAGACGGUUCUUAUGAACAGUUCCACAUUGUAAAUGAGGAUUUGUUCUUAGCUAUAAUGAGUGUUUGGGAGGCUUAUCAAAAAUUUGGCAGUGUCAGAAAAUGAGGUCUUUAUCAGGUUUCCGUGCAUUGGCUGCAAAGCAGCUUCUACCAAAUAUUGUUUAACAAAAUCUGUAGUUGUGGCAUAACAGAUGGUCUAAAAGAUGCCUCCUAAAUAGAGGCAGUGCUACCUCAGAGCUGGAGUCUAAAGAUUGGGAAGGCACCAGUAUCAUUAAAUUUACAGUAAAAGUGCCAGAUAACUAGACUACCUAAUUGGCACAAAAAUAUUAAUAUUGGUUCAAACGAACCUACUGCAGAAGUACAGAAAUCUUGAUGUUUCCUUUUUAAGGAGAGUUAUAGAAAAAUAAAGAUUGAAAUGGUACUCUUUAAACAAAUUGAAAGUUCCAUUUUUAAUGUUUUAAAAUUGUUUGUAUAUAUAGUAACAUAAUUGUGCAUUGUCCUAAGCUAUUGUCAUGUGAAACACAAGUUAUUUUUGGUGCUUCUGUGCUUAAGUGACAAGCUUCAUGAAUGGACUAAUUACAUAUAUAAUUUCUGUGAAAUACUUUCGGGGAGUGGGGGACUGUAUGUAUCUGUAUUGCCUGCAGAAACAAAUCAGAUGCAGUUUUCAUUCAUGUCUGUAAGCUGUAAAGUACACAGGCUUUAAAUAAACCGAUGCAAGUAAAGUCUGUGCUUGCAAUUUUGGAAUUGUAAA
Messenger RNA from Lepisosteus oculatus (spotted gar), 3865 nucleotides. RefSeq names its product discoidin, CUB and LCCL domain containing 1 (gene dcbld1). Gene Ontology annotation, molecular function: signaling receptor activity. The record is from RefSeq and is a predicted model, not a curated record. Gene Ontology annotation, cellular component: plasma membrane. NCBI's taxonomy places the organism in Eukaryota, Metazoa, Chordata, Actinopteri, Semionotiformes, Lepisosteidae.